CGUUCAGUAAUGAUACUAAAAAAGCGUGAAUAUAUAGAGACAAGUAACAAACAUAUCUUUUUGUGCAAAUCAUCUUGCGUGUAAUGAUUUAUUAUUAACAAUGAAUGUGCGAGAUAUUUAUGCUUCAACGAUUUUUAUACAUGAAAUUCAUGUGCUUAAUAAUAAUAUAAAACAUUGUAUAAGAAUGUAAAAAGAAUGAAAAACAUCACUUACAAUUAACGCAACAUAGUUUGUCGUAUAAUUAAAUAUAAAUAACAAAGGGAAUUGUCGAUUGUAUUCUUAUCAAGAAAUAUGCCAGAAUUAACUGAACUUGAUAAAGCUGCAAGCUCUGAACCUACUAAGGUUGAAGCUGCAGCAACUGGAUCUGGAACUGAUACAGAUUCAGAUGAUACUAUUCCAGAAUUGGAUGAUGCAGGUGCUGGUGGUACAGUUGGUUUCCCAGGAACAACUGUCACUGGUCUUCCUAUUGAUAUGGUUUCCAAAGCAAAACAAAGUCGAGGAGAGAAAAAGGCUAGGAAGCUUAUGAGCAAAUUAGGAUUAAAACCUGUUCAAGGAGUUAACAGAGUGACUAUUCGUAAAUCAAAAAAUAUUCUUUUUGUAAUUAAUAAACCUGAUGUGUUGAAAAAUCCAGCUUCAGAUACUUAUAUAGUAUUUGGCGAAGCUAAGAUUGAAGAUCUCAGUCAACAAGCUCAAGUUGCAGCAGCUGAGAAGUUCAAAGAACCACCAGUUAUUCCAGCAACUGAAGCUGGUGGUAGUACAACAGUUGUUGCACCAAUACAAGAGGAAUCAGAAGAGGAAGUUGAUGAAACGGGUGUUGAAGAAAAAGAUAUUGAUUUAGUAAUGUGUCAAGCCAAUGUGUCUCGAGGGAAAGCUAUUAAAGCUCUUAAAAAUAAUCAGAAUGAUAUUGUCAAUGCUAUUAUGGAGUUGACAAUGUGAUGAAGCUAUUUAAGAAUAGGUUGUGCUACAUCAUAGCUCGCACUGCGACAUCAUUUUAUUUUAUCAUCUGCGUCAUCGAGAAUAACUUCAUCUUUUUUUGUCUCAUUUUAUUAAAAGAAUUAAACUCAAAUAUUGAGAGGCCAGAGUUCGCAUGGAGACCAUGAUGCUUGUCUCAAAAAAUCUACAUGUAUAUAAAUAAUUCAUAUGAGAAAAAAAUAAAUACACUAAGGAUACUA
Apis mellifera (honey bee) is the source of this 1172-nucleotide messenger RNA. RefSeq names its product nascent polypeptide-associated complex subunit alpha (gene Nacalpha). The coding region runs from base 292 to 936 and encodes 214 amino acids. The transcript is spliced from 6 exons. NCBI's taxonomy places the organism in Eukaryota, Metazoa, Arthropoda, Insecta, Hymenoptera, Apidae. The record is from RefSeq and is a predicted model, not a curated record. Gene Ontology annotation, biological process: protein targeting to membrane. Gene Ontology annotation, cellular component: nascent polypeptide-associated complex; cytoplasm.